UAAUCACUUUUGCUUGUAAAAUUCGCCCGCAAACUAGUGCAAUUAGUGUGCGCCUAAGCAAACCUCCGCCCAAAACCCACCCUUUCCUAUUCGCGACGCUAAACUUACCCGCUAACGUAAAACAAGCGCCGCCCGUGCUUGCAGGGAUGCGUCAAACGCGCUCUACCCUUCAAACGCGUCAGUGUGUGACAUGCGUCGGUGCGCGAGUGUGAGAGCAAAAGCAAGCUGAAAAAAUUGCCGGGAAGUGUGGUCCGCGUUUUCUUGCACGAGUGUGUUGCUGGCUUCGCAAACGGGAAACGCACGGCGAAAUACACGGACGCGCGGCUACCGCACACGGGCGCACCUUGUCGUGAAGCCAAAUACUGUCUAGUUGUGGAGUGGUCCAGCGACCGGGAGUUGGUUUUUUUUUGUCGAGGGAAUUGCAUCCGCUCGUACCGGAAUAAUCGUGUCCAGCGCACACACUCACACACGCACACGGUCUCUGGAAAAAGCAAGCUGCCCUGAGCGCAGUGUAGCAACGCCUAUACCUUCCGGGGCGGUUUUACGUGCGUGUCUGCUGUGUUGUGCAUUCGGGAAAGUGCACAAACGUUCCGCUAGCCGGAAGUGGCCACGGGCCGGUUUAUCUUCAGCCAGCUCCAGGCGGCAACACCGUCUUUCGGGCAGGGAGAAACCAUUGCUGUUUCGCGUGCGUGUGUGUGUUUGUGUGUGUUGUAUCUGCGUGUGUGCAUCCGGCGGGCAGAACUGAAAACAGCGAAUUGCCUUCCCCCUGUCGCCCUGCCCUCUCCCCCAUGUUGGUCUGGCGUGACAGCAACCUUUUAGUGGCGCGUGGUGCCAAACAAUAAUAACAAUAAAAGCCGGCUUGUGUGUGUGUGUGAAGCGGAUUUGUGUUUGUUUGCUGGAGGAACACGGUACGCGCGCCGCCAAAACAUCCCAUUAUUGCGACUGGUGUCCGAUAAGUUGCCGUUUGGGUGUGCAUACACACACAGAGAUAAACAAACGGACACGCGCUUCGGUUUGCAGCAGCAGCGGAAAAGGCAGCAACGAUGGGCGCCUACCUUUCCGAACCCCUGACGACGAAGGAUUCGAGCGAUGAGUCGAACGAGUACUUGGCGUCCGGUUCCAGCUCGAUGCAGGGCUGGCGAAUCAGCCAGGAGGAUGCACACAACUGCAUACUAAACUUCGACGACCAGUGCUCGUUCUUCGCGGUGUACGAUGGGCACGGUGGGGCGGAGGUGGCCCAGUACUGCAGCCUCCAUCUGCCCACCUUUCUCAAGACAGUCGAGGCGUACGGGCGGAAAGAGUUUGAAAAGGCGCUGAAGGAAGCGUUCCUCGGCUUCGACGCGACCCUGCUGCAGGAGAAGGUGAUCGAGGAGCUGAAGGUACUGUCCGACAAAACGAACGGCGAGGACGAGGCGGACGAGGAGGUGGAGGAGGAGGAGGAGGACGACAAUGUGGAGGAUCUGUGCAAGGAGGCGGUCAUGCCGCUGAACGAGGUGCUGCAGAAGUACCGCAAGGACACGAAGCCCGGCGAAGCGAAAAUCCAGCGGGUGGCCGCCAUCAAGGAGGGCAGCUGCUCGAAACCGGUCUCGCCGUACCUGAAGGGGAAGAGGCGGGCGGCGGCGGCGGGCAACGAUGCCGGAGCCGGUGGGUCGAGCGAGAAGCGGCCGGUUAAGAUGGAGGGUGGCAGCAGCGGCGACAGUGCGGGAUCCGAUGCGGAGGCCGAUCCGGUGGACAAAAAGCAGCAACCCCAGCCGAAGCAACAGAAGGAGGAGAAGGAGGAGGAAGAGACGGUGCCGGGUGCGGCCGAUUCCACCGUGAGCAGCUCGAGCAAUAAAGCGGUCGAGCGGGUGAAGGAAGCGACACCGCAGCCCGAACCGUCCUCGUCGUCCUCGUCGUCGUCGUCCGCUGGCAAAGUUUCGCCGGGCAAGAGUGAUCCAGUGGCGGACGGUGGAGAGGUUGCCGCAGCGGGCAGCAAGAAGGCGGAACAGAGCGACGAGAUCAGCGAUACGGCCGGCAACGUGGCGGCUGGCAAAUCGACAGAUGCUGCCGAGCCGGGAAAGGACAACUGUGCACCGGACAGCUCGUCGUCGGACGGUAGCAAGGCGAGCAAGCUGAACGGAGACGUUGGUAAAGUGGGCUCCUCGGGGGCCGUCUCGUCCUCGUCGUCGUCCGGUUCGGCCGGUCCAGAGAAUGGUAGCUGUGACAGUGGCAGUGGUGGAAGUGGUGCUGGUGUUGCAGCCGCCCCCAGUGCAUCGCCGGCGGCCAAAGUACACAGCAGCUCGGCCAAACCGUCGCCGAAGAAUGGCCCUCCCCCGGCGGACGUGUCGAUGAGCAUGGACGAUACGGACGACGACGAUGACGAUGAUGAGAGCGAUUCGGACGAGGAGUUCCCGCACGCGGAAGAACCGGCCGACGAUACGUCCAGCACGGACGAAGGGGAGGAAGAUGCGUACGGGGAGGAAGGUAGCGCUGAGGAGGAGGAGGAAGAACCGGACGAGUAUGCCGAUAUGGGCGAGUACAUCAACGAGGAGGAUGCCGCGUUCAUGAAAACCAUCACCGACGAGCCGGGCAAGGACAGUGGCUGUACGGCGGUCGUUGCGCUGCUGCACGGAAAGGAUCUUUACGUCGCGAACGCCGGAGACUCCCGGUGCGUCGUUUGCCGGAAUGGGAAGGCGCUCGAGAUGAGCUACGACCACAAGCCGGAGGACACGGUCGAGUACCAGCGGAUAGAGAAGGCGGGCGGUCGCGUCACGCUGGACGGUCGGGUGAAUGGAGGGUUGAAUCUGUCGCGAGCCAUCGGUGACCAUGGUUACAAAAUGAACAAAUCGCUUCCAGCGGAAGAGCAGAUGAUAUCGGCCCUGCCGGACAUCGAGAAGAUCACGGUCGGGCCGGAGGACGAGUUUAUGGUGCUGGCGUGCGACGGCAUCUGGAACUUUAUGACCAGCGAGCAGGUCGUGCAGUUUGUGCAGGAACGGAUCAACAAGCCCGGCAUGAAGCUGUCCAAAAUUUGCGAAGAGCUCUUCGAUCACUGCUUAGCGCCACACACCCGGGGCGAUGGUACCGGUUGCGACAACAUGACCGCCAUCAUCGUACAGUUCAAGCCGAACUUUACCGGUGCCGGGUCGCGGAAACGUACCGCCUCGAACUCGGUGGCGAGCGCGGUGGACGGGACCGAUGAUGCGGAUGCCGUCUCGUCCGCCACGAAGAAGGUUAAAACCGACGGCGAUGAUGCUUCCUCCACCACGGAAGUGACCGACGGCAGCAAUGGCGUGGGCAAGGAGGCGGAUGCAACGGAAGCGGCCGCCGCAGUUGCUUCGAUUGCGGACGACGACAGCACCACCACCACGACGACGUCGACGGCAGCGGCUGCCUCGUCCGAGGCGGCUUCCUCUUCGACGUGAACGAACCACCAUGGGACCACGGUACACACACACACACACGCGGAAUGAGAGUGUCGGUGGGGGGAGAGCGCCACACCCAAUGGCCAAAAGAAGUAGGGGAGGGGGUUUUUAGAGGUGGACAGUGCGCAGUGUAAGGGGCAUCAUCCGUACCGGAGCCUCUAAAGGAAGGUUUUUUCUGGUCCAGUACAUAGUAAUUUGUAAUACAUUCAUUUUUCAUACACUCAUCAACUUUCCACUCCCUCUCUCUAUCUUUCUGGUUGAAGUAAUAUCCCUGUGUAUGAGUGUGGUUGUUUUUUUUUUGUUUUUGUCAGUGUGCAAAGAUUGGUGUGUCAAGCAUUAGCGGAGCUAAAUCACACUUAUUACUGAAGGGGAUAAGUUGAAAGAUAGAUAGAGCGAGGCAGAGAUAGGGAGAUUACAGGCUUUUACCUCAUGAAGAAGGAAUUACUCGUUUUCGUACUUUUCGUCCAACGAUUGGCACCAUCGCAACACAGUAUUUUCCAGCAAAAAGAAAGCAAUUGAGGUAAUCGCAGUCCAGUAGAGCCAGGACGAAGAAGAACGAGGUUUGCUAGGUCGUUGUAAUUGAUAAUUUUCCGUUUUUUUAUAUGCCAAUAUCUCCUGUCGAGGGGGAAGCCGUAAGAGAUGAAAACAAGCCAGGUGCAAAUGAUAAGUAGAGAGAAAAGAUAAAGCAAAAACAUUGGAACCAGUUUGCAAGUUGUAAAACCCAACGGGUUCGAAAGUAAAGAAAGCACUGGAAAAGCAACACACCCCAUCCCACUAUUUUUAGCCGUGAAAAUUAAUUAUCACUUUUUUCAUCGUCUAUACAUACACAUGAGUGGUUUGUAAUGUGCAAAACAAAAUGAAAAUACAGAAGAAGGGGAGUGAAGAGGAUAAAGGAGGGAGCAGCAAAAACGCAAACCGCAAAACGGAACAUGUAGCAACAAAACGUAAGGACGAAGGGAGAACGAGAAUGCAUUAAAUGAUUGUAACAACCACUAGAGGGAUGUGUUUUUAGAAGUACGAUCGAGGUACGAUCAAUGUCAACAAGCCCAGCUAGGUUAGUAGUGUGGCACGAGAGCGAUCGCAAACACAGAGUACAGAGUUAAACAAUGGCAAACCAUAGCAGAGGGUUGUUGUUGAAAUAAAUGAACCCCAUUUAAGUGUAA
Anopheles merus is the source of this 4564-nucleotide messenger RNA. RefSeq names its product protein phosphatase 1G. Gene Ontology annotation, biological process: protein dephosphorylation. Gene Ontology annotation, molecular function: cation binding; protein serine/threonine phosphatase activity. The transcript has 6 exons. Bases 1044 to 3401 code for a protein of 785 amino acids. Lineage: Eukaryota; Metazoa; Arthropoda; Insecta; Diptera; Culicidae. The record is from RefSeq and is a predicted model, not a curated record.